Molecule: messenger RNA, 5497 nt
Organism: Sinocyclocheilus grahami
Lineage: Eukaryota; Metazoa; Chordata; Actinopteri; Cypriniformes; Cyprinidae
Product: latent-transforming growth factor beta-binding protein 4
Exons: 35
Coding region: 284-5497 (1737 amino acids)
Molecular function (GO): calcium ion binding
Source: RefSeq, a predicted model, not a curated record
CAGAUUUUGCUUGCAACAGCUCCUUCAAACACCGGGACGGCUCUCGUUUCCUCAACAAACAGCUUUCUGAACACAUUCACAGCCACACACACACACAGGUGUGUGUGUGGCGCACAUUCCCUGAUAUCUGUGCCAGAACAGGAAUUGGGCUUUAUUUGUGCACUAGUUGAUCCUUUCCAGGGACAUUGCAGGAACGUGCCAAGAAAGAGACAUUUCCGUCUUCAUCCUGGGUUUGCGUGUGUGUGUGUGAGAGUGUGUGAUGUGUGUGUGAACGGGGCUCGCCAUGCGUCCUCACAGGCUGACUCUGCUGCUCUGCUUUGGCUUUGCCCUCUGCCUCUGUCUAGCUGUGGCUCAGCAGCGCUCCGCCGUCCAAGGGGGUUCGGAGCGGAUCAAAGUGCUCUUCACCCCCACCAUCUGCAGGCUGCACUGCACGCAGGGACGCUGCACCAACUACUGCGAGCGUGGAAAUGUCACCACUGUCUACAACCGUGAGCAGACAGGACAGACGCCGCCUGGAUCCGGCUUCAGAGUGUUCGUGUGUCCGAUGUUGUGUAAGAACGGAGGAGUGUGCGUACAGAAGGAUCAAUGUCUCUGCCCACCCAACUUCACUGGGAAGUUCUGCCAUAUCCCCGUCUCCACCAAUCACAUCGAGAGACCGGCGACGAGUGCUGCCGAUUCAUCCAGUCAGCCGAUGAUGUCCGAGUACAUACUGCCUCUGCAGAUGCCUGAGCAGAUCAACACCAAUGCGUCCCCCAUGGUGAAGGUACGAGUCCAGCACCCUCCAGAGGCCAGUGUGAAGAUCCACCAGGUGCUGAAGGUGGGUUACGGCUCCACCGUCCACGAGCACUCGGAAACCGUGACUUGGUCCGCAGGGCUCUCGGGGGCCCGUCCUCACCAGCUGCCGGGAGAGAGAGCCGAGGCGCCACCGCCGAGGGUUCAAGCCCAGACCAUACGCAGGGAUUCAGUCUACACCGAGACGUCUGGCUACAAAUACUGCUUCAGAGAAGUGCGCAACGGACAGUGCAGUUCUCCGUUACCUGGUCUGAGGAGUCAGGAGAUGUGCUGCAGGGGUGUUGGGAAGGCCUGGGGCAUCAACGAAUGCACGCUCUGUCCCGCCGUCUUAGGAAACACUGUUAAUGGACAGGGAAGCUGCCCAAAAGGCUUUGAGAGGGUCAACGGGACGCAGUGUGUGGAUAUUAACGAGUGUUUGCAACCGGGUUUCUGUGAAAAUGGGAACUGUGUUAACACCCGAGGGAGCUACAGUUGUGUCUGCAAAGAGGGCUACUUAUUGGACGCCUCUCAUGGGAUCUGCAUCUCGCAGAAGGUGAUCUCGGAGGAGAAGGACCAGUGUUUCCGUAUCCUGAACCAGGGCUCCUGUUCUCUGCCCAUCCUGAAGAACAUCACCAAACAGAUCUGCUGCUGCAGUCGAGUGGGCAAAGCCUGGGGCAAGAGGUGUGAGUUAUGCCCGUACUUCGGCUCAGCUGCCUUCAAAGAGAUCUGUCCUGCUGGACCGGGCUACCAUUAUUCCGCUUCGGCUGUCAAGUUUAACCAGAGGCUAGCCAAGAUGCUUGACACCGGCGGGCCGCCCCUGGUCUCCGAAAGUGGCCACACAUCCACCAAGGACACAGUAUCCCAACCCGAAAGCUCCAGGACUCACUCUGUAAUCUCACAGUCAGCCCGAAUCCAACAAGUGCCAUAUUCGCCGACCAACACGCAGACCAUCCGAGUCCAGCACAGUCCUACAAGACCACAGCAAGCUGACACGGGUUCACAGACCGGUUCGGUAAUCAUUAUAACUCAACCAAAACCAAACAUGUCAACAAGUGGCGGCUCUCAAACCACAAAUGCCAGACCUCAGCAGCCUUCCAGAGUCCGUCCUGGGAGCGCGGCCACCACAACCAGCCAGCCGGCCAGAGUGAACACACCUGUUGUACGGAUGCAGACCAGCCGGCCCUCGGUUAACAGACAGCCGGUAUCACCAGCCAGACCUCCUCCUGUACCGGCUACAACCCGACGACUUCCAGCUAGACAAGAUGGCCGAGUGUGUGAAUCGAGACCUCAGGUGUGCGGUUCGGGUCGCUGUAUUGACCUGCCAGGCGGUCGACACACAUGUGUGUGUAACACUGGAUAUAUCCUUAACCCUCAGCAGGGCCACUGCCAAGAAAUGAACGAGUGCCUGCUGACGCCCCGGCCGUGUUCUGUGGGUCAGUGUGAGAAUACAGAGGGAAGCUUCCGGUGCGUUUGUCCAUCAGGAUACCAGACCAACUCCCAGCAGACCCUGUGUGUCGAUUUGGAUGAGUGCCGUCAGGUGCCCAAUCCCUGUGUUAACGGCCGCUGUGAAAACACACUGGGCAGCUUCAGGUGUUUGUGCAGGACUGGAUACAAGCUACAGGACAACAGCUGCAUAGACAUAGAUGAGUGUGUCGACCCCCUGCGCUGUCCGGGUCAGGAGUGUGUGAACUCUCAGGGCUCUUACAGGUGUGUCUCCUGCAAGCCGGGCUUUGAUCUGCUCAACGGACAAUGUUCAGAUAUUGAUGAAUGUCGCCAGACGCCGUCACCCUGUCCGGAUGGCCGCUGUGAAAACACACCAGGCAGCUACAGAUGCUCAUGUCGAACAGGUUACAGAUUCCAGGUCAACACCUGUGUGGAUGUGAAUGAGUGUGAGGAUCCAUCCCAGUGUCCCGGACAGGAGUGUGUGAACUCUCGGGGAUCGUAUCGCUGUGUGUCAUGCAGGCCUGGGUUUAGCCUUAAAAACAGAGCAUGUUCAGAUAUCGACGAAUGCCGUCGGACGCCGUCUCCUUGCUCUAACGGACUGUGUGAAAACACGCUUGGCAGCUUCAGGUGUGUGUGCAGAACCGGCUACAGACUGCAGGGCGGCUCCUGCACAGAUGUGAAUGAGUGUGAGGAUCCAUCCCAGUGUCCCGGACAGGAGUGUGUGAACUCUCGGGGAUCGUAUCGCUGUGUUUCAUGCAGGCCCGGAUUUAGCCUUAAAAACAGAGCAUGUUCAGAUAUCGACGAGUGUCGUCAGACUCCUGAUGUGUGUGUUAACGGCCGCUGUGAGAAUAACAUGGGCAGCUACAGCUGUGUGUGUCGCCCUGGAUUCAGACUGGAGAGAAACAUCUGCACAGAUGUGAACGAGUGUGAAAAUGAGCUUCAGUGUCCAGGAAAAGAGUGUGUGAACUCGGUCGGCUCCUUCAAGUGUGUCUCCUGUCAGCCGGGCUUUGAGCUUCUUGACGGCCAAUGCCAAGAUAUAGAUGAAUGCAGUCAAAACCCCAUGCGCUGCACUAAUGGCCAAUGCAUGAACACUCCCGGCAGCUUCAGGUGUGUGUGUGACCUGGGCUUCAGUCUACAGGACGUCACAUGCACAGACAUUGACGAGUGUUUGGACGCGCUGCAGUGUCCCGGUCAGCAGUGCCUCAACUCUCCGGGCUCGUAUGAGUGCGUUCCCUGCAGAGACGGACACAGCAUGCAGAACGGACGCUGCUCAGACAUUGAUGAAUGUGCGAGUCCUCACCUGUGUGGGCCGCAGAGCGUGUGCAUGAACACAGACGGCUCGUACCGCUGCGACUGCUCUCCGGGAUACAGAGCGGCCGGGCCGCGGCGCCAGUGCCGAGACAUUAACGAGUGUCUGGAAGGAGAUUUCUGCUUCCCGAGCGGAGAGUGUGUGAACACGGAUGGAUCGUAUAAGUGUGUUUGCGCGCAGGGCUACAAGAGCGCCGCUAACGGGACGUCCUGCCAAGAUGUGGAUGAGUGUGUUCAGGAGGGAGUUUGUCAGGAUGGCCACUGCACAAAUACUGAGGGAUCGUUCCUGUGCCACUGCCAAACUGGCUUCACCACCAACCCAGAGAGAACAGUCUGCCUGGAUGUGAACGAGUGUCUGCACUCAGAGGGGCUGGUGUGUGGAUCCCAGCGCUGUGAGAACACCAUCGGCUCGUUCCGCUGUGACGCAUCCUGCCAGCCCGGAUACCACAUCACCGCCUCCGGAGAGUGUGUGGACAUUAACGAGUGCGCUAACGAGACGGUGUGCGGACAUCACGCCUUCUGCCAGAAUCUGAUCGGCACGUAUCAGUGUCUGUGUGACCAGGGCUACGAGUCCACCGGCGACGGACAGAUGUGUGUGGACAUAAACGAGUGUGAGACGAUGCAGGGUGUGUGUGGCUUUGCACGCUGCUGGAACGUCGAGGGCUCGUUCACGUGUGAGUGUGAGAACAGACAGGAGGAAUUCGACCCGCUCGCAGGCCAGUGUGUGAACAGAGAGAGCACAGGUCGGUCGGGGCCGUCUGGCGGAGACUCCUCGUCCUCAACUGGCCACGGUUCGUCUGGAUCGUCCGGCUCUCUGCCGCAGACUCGACCUGGAGAAACGAGAGAGUGUUACUAUGGCGUAUCUGAGCCGUACUCCUGCAAGAUACUGGCCCCAAACACCACGCUGCAGGAGUGCUGCUGUACAGCGGGACAGGGCUGGGGCCUCAUGUGCCAAUAUGACGUCUGUCCCGAGACUGGAACAGCGGACUUCCAGUCGUUGUGUCCCAGUGGAAGAGGGUACGUCACCACGGAAACGGGAGCGUUCAGCUACAAGGAUGUGGACGAGUGUAAGCUGUUUGACCCGGAGGUGUGUAAAGGCGGCGUGUGUGUCAACAACAUUCCCGGCUAUGCCUGUUACUGUCCCAGCGGAUUCCACUACGACACGGAUCUGCUGGAGUGCAUCGAUAAUAAUGAAUGUGAGAGUGAGGAGACCUGCACUGGCGGUCAGUGUGUAAAUACACUGGGAAUGUUUUACUGUACAUGUGCGCCCCCUCUAGUGCUGGACGACACACAGCGCAACUGUGUCAAUGCAAGCGGCCUCGCUGAGGUAGAGGCCUAUGAGGCCCUGUGUAAUGAGUUCGGUCCUCCUCCUUACUCUCCUCGUUACGAUGAGCGGUACAGCCCCCCAGAGUACCCCGAACCCCUGCCGGGACGCCCAGACUACAUGCCACCUAAUUAUGAUGACUACAGUCCUGUGGGAGCGAGUGGACGGCGGUCGGGGCUGAGAGGCAGAACACCCAGCACAUACGGACUCCCAGACGCCCCCUACAGGCAGCCGGCCACAGGUGGAAGUCGUUACUAUGAGGAGGACGAUUAUGAAACCGCGCCCGGCCCUCCUUUCGACAUCCCGGAUCCUCGCGGCGAGCGGAUGUUCGACGCGCGACCCCUGCCGCCCCGUCCAGACGGGCUUCCACUCAGCUUGGCCCCGUUUCCGGAAAACUCCCCAUACAGCGAGGCAGAGGAGGCGGAGUCAUGGAGAGCCCCGCCCCCAUUCCCAAUGUUUCCCGAGAUACGGGAGGGACCACGACGAGUCUAUGAGCGGAGAUAUGAAUCCUACGGGAGUCUGAGUUCAGAAGAGUGUGGCAUUGUCCACGGCUGUGAAAAUGGCCGCUGUAUCCGCGUGGAGGAAGGUUACACGUGUGACUGUUACGACGGCUAUCAGCUGGACAUCACUAGCAUGACCAAUGGCUCAUAG